CCGGUACCGCGCUCACAGCCCCGGUGCCGCGCUCACAGCCCCGGAGCCGGGCUCACAGCCCCGGUGCCGCGCUCACAGCCCCGGUACCGCGCUCACAGCCCCGGAGCCGGGCUCACAGCCCCGGAGCCGGGCUCACAGCCCCGGAGCCGGGCUCACAGCCCCGGUACCGCGCUCGCCGCCCCGCGCGCUGCCCGGCCCGCCCUCCCUGAGGGGAGCCGGCGGUGACGUCACGGCCGGGCCGCCCGGCAAUGGGCGCCAUUUUGAAACCGCGAACCCUCCCGCGGCUCCGGGCGGCUCCGUCCCGCUCCCGGCCCCGCUCCCGGCCCCGUUCCCGGCCCCGUUCCCGCGGCUCCCCCCGCCAUGGCAGUAGUGGCGAGAGCUGGAGGCGACGGCGGCGGCAACAACGAGGUGCAGUGGUGCUUCUUGCAGGUGAAGGGGGCGAUCGACGAGGACGUGGCGGAAGCUGAUAUAAUUUCAACAGUUGAAUUUAAUUACACUGGUGAUCUUCUUGCAACAGGAGACAAAGGUGGCAGAGUGGUUAUAUUUCAAAGGGAACAAGAGACUAAAAGCCGUCCUGUCUCUCGGGGAGAAUACAAUGUUUACAGUACCUUCCAGAGUCACGAGCCUGAGUUUGACUACUUGAAAAGUCUAGAAAUUGAGGAAAAAAUUAAUAAAAUUAGGUGGUUACCACAACAGAAUGCUGCUCACUUCCUGCUGUCUACAAAUGAUAAAACUAUUAAACUAUGGAAAAUAAGUGAAAGGGAUAAACGAGCCGAAGGUUAUAAUUUAAAGGAUGAAGAUGGAAGACUUAGGGAGCCUUUCCGAAUCACAGAACUACGGGUGCCAACUCUGAAGCCCAUGGACCUGAUGGUGGAGGCGAGCCCGCGCAGGACGUUCGCCAACGCCCACACCUACCACAUCAACUCCAUCUCUGUCAACAGCGACUACGCCACGUACCUGUCUGCAGACGACCUCCGCAUCAACCUCUGGCACCUGGAGGUCACCAACAGGAGCUUCAACAUCGUGGACAUCAAACCAGCCAACAUGGAGGAGCUGACAGAGGUGAUCACAGCAGCUGAGUUCCACCCACUCCAGUGCAACGUCUUCGUGUACAGCAGCAGCAAGGGCACCAUCCGCCUGUGCGACAUGCGCUCGUCAGCGCUGUGCGACCAGCACUCCAAGUUUUUUGAGGAACCUGAAGAUCCUAGCAGCAGAUCAUUUUUUUCAGAAAUAAUAUCCUCGAUAUCUGAUGUGAAAUUCAGCCACAACGGGCGAUACAUGAUGACAAGAGACUACCUGUCUGUCAAGGUGUGGGACCUGAACAUGGAGAACAGGCCCGUGGAGACGUACCAGGUGCACGAGUACCUGCGCAGCAAGCUGUGCUCCCUGUACGAGAACGACUGCAUCUUCGACAAGUUCGAGUGCUGCUGGAACGGCUCCGACAGUACAAUCAUGACUGGAUCUUACAACAACUUCUUCCGGACGUUUGAGCGGAACACGCACCGGGACACCACCCUGGAGGCCUCCCGGGAGAGCAGCAAACCUCGUGCCAUCCUCAAGCCACGCAAAGUGUGCACGACUGGCAAGAGGAAGAAGGACGAAAUUACCGUUGACAGUCUGGACUUCAACAAGAAGAUUCUGCACACAGCAUGGCACCCAAAAGAGAACAUCAUCGCUGUAGCUGCCACCAAUAACUUGUAUUUAUUCCAGGAAAAGGUUAACUAAGGAUGGCUGCCCGCGGACAGAGUCUCGUCUCGCAUAGUUCAGCUCAGUUGUUUAUCUGUAACAGAAGGCCUUGUUGUCCUAUCAGUGAGGAACAUUGAUGCACUUACUUCCCUUGAGCUAUCGGAGAGCAUCUGGCCUGGCUUUGAGUCCCUGGCGUGGUUCUGCCUUCGGUGGGGUGGGAGCGUCCACGCGCCUUUCGGGGAGGGCAGAAUUGGUGGACAGUGCUCAAUGAGGCCAACACUCAAAACAAAUGUAUUUAUUGAUGUCUGAGCCUUCCUUUCCAGUUUAUAGACCAAAAAAUUUAACACCUGAGAAGAAAAAGUUGUCAUAAAAGUGUAAUUUCUCUCUGCUCUCUCUGCUGUAAUAUUUGGGCCUUCCAGAACAUUUCUCAUGCUUGAUGCCUGUACCUUCCUCCUCGGGCCCGGGGCCAGGGUCUGACCUCGGAGCGCUGCAGGGCUUGAGGUGGGUCUAGGCAGGUGUCCAUGGCUAUUUACUCACCAACUGUACCUAUAACCACACCUUCUGGUGGAAACCACUUAAUAAAUAACAGCCUAUCAAACCUGUUCUUAGAGCUGGAGGGAUGUAUUCAGUCUUCUUUUUGUAUUGCAUGUCCUGAGCUGGUGCAGAACAGUUCUGGUGGCACCUCUGACAGGGUUUGCCCCAAAACACCGAGUUUUUGGCAGACUAAUACAAACUUUUUGUGUAGUAUUUCAGAUUCUAAAUUUAGAGUUUCCAUGGCAUUGUCAUAGAGUUGGAGUUGCACUGGAUUUGUUGUCAAAGGCUCUGUGUGUGCCAAGUAGGAGAUGGAAAGGGUCCUAGAAACAUCCACAGCCUUAACCAAGUGUCGGCCUUGCACGGAGGGAACCAAAACAUCGACACCUUCUCUGCUCUGAGGAUAAAAAUGCAGCUUCUCUGCUGCAUCUCAUCCUCAGCCAGAGACAGACCUGACGUGCAUUAUGGUUUUUAACCUUUUUAGUAUUUGUCACGAAGGGAACAGUUUAUUUUAAGUAUUUGGUGUAGUAUCUUGUAUUUCCCCCUGCAGUUCCAGAGCCGCUCCGGGCUGGGCUGCCCAGGGAGGGCCACGCUGAGCCCAGGCUGGCGGGACAGCAGCUGCUGGAGCUCUCUUGCUCACUUGUUUUAAGCCUUAGGUACUGUUUCUUUCUUUGAUUUUUGUUUUUUUUUCCUUCCAAAGAGGCCUAAAUCACAUCCCCUUCCCCCGGAUGAGCCCGGGGCCACAAGGGCAGUCCAGCAGCCCCCGGCAGCCAGAGGCUGCACUCUGCCAGGUGCCUGCAGCCUGGGAACUCCUUCCCAGAGCCCCAAGCUUUCCCCCAGCAAGCCCCAAGUGUGGUUACACUCCGUUCUCCCUGGAACAAAGGCGUGUUCCAGUCCCAAGAGCAAACCGUGGCCGUCCCGCCCCUCCCGGUACCGCCCCCGAGCCACUGGGUCCCAGGAAGGUGGGGAGGACGGAGCCCGAGGUUCUCCCAGGAAAGGCUGGGUUCAGCCACUUGGUUGUGACACUUUGGAACUCUGGAGAUGUUGGAACUGGGGGGUCGCUGAAGCGUUGAUCCGACCGCGUUCCCAACGCCUGCUCGAGCCGAUCCGUGGGGUUGUACAUAAUUGUUCAGUUCUUUUGACCAAAAAGUUUAAUAAAUUUUAAAUGUUUAC
Poecile atricapillus (Black-capped chickadee) is the source of this 3390-nucleotide messenger RNA. It is a transcript of the gene PPP2R2D, whose product is annotated as protein phosphatase 2 regulatory subunit Bdelta. The record is from RefSeq and is a predicted model, not a curated record. NCBI's taxonomy places the organism in Eukaryota, Metazoa, Chordata, Aves, Passeriformes, Paridae. Gene Ontology annotation, cellular component: protein phosphatase type 2A complex; cytosol. Gene Ontology annotation, biological process: peptidyl-serine dephosphorylation. Gene Ontology annotation, molecular function: protein phosphatase regulator activity; protein binding. The coding region runs from base 361 to 1725 and encodes 454 amino acids. The transcript is spliced from 10 exons.